Messenger RNA from Nilaparvata lugens (brown planthopper), 739 nucleotides. Its product is annotated as programmed cell death protein 6-like. The record is from RefSeq and is a predicted model, not a curated record. Lineage: Eukaryota; Metazoa; Arthropoda; Insecta; Hemiptera; Delphacidae. Gene Ontology annotation, molecular function: calcium ion binding.
UAUGCUAUAUUUUUAAAGAAUUUUUCUACAAUAAUAACGAUUCUCUAAAAAACCACUGUCUCAACAAUCAUACUGACGUUUAUUUUGAAGAAAUCAAACUACUAAAUAAUGGCUUUCAACCCAGCGAUGCCUGAUCAAGAAUUCUUAUUAAAAAUAUUUGAAAAAGUAGACAAAGAUAGAAGCGGUCACAUAACAGCGCAGGAAUUGCAACAAGCACUCACCAACGGGACAUGGGCUCCGUUCAGAACGGAAACAGUUCAACUGAUGAUAGGCAUGUUCGACAAGCAAAAACGAGGAACAGUUUCGUUCCAGGAUUUUGGAGCACUUUGGAAAUAUGUGGUUGAUUGGCAACACUGUUUCCGUUCUUUUGACAAGGAUGGAUCGGGAAAUAUCGACAAAAAUGAACUUCAUGCCUUGCAAACGUUUGGAUAUCGAAUUUCCCAACAGACGGUUGAAGCGAUUGUGAGAAAGUUUGAUAGGUUUGGCAACAAUACCAUACUAUUUGACGAUUUCAUACAGAUGUGUAUUGUAUUGCAUACAUUGACUGCAUCGUUCAGACUGCAUGAUCUGGACCAAGACGGUGUUAUCACUAUAAAUUACGAGCAGUUUAUUGACAUGGUGUUCAACAUAAUGUAAAUUAUACAAAAUCCGGCAUAAUAACCUGACGAUUUUUGAGAGAUGAUAAUUAAAGUGUGUUUUGUAGGUACAAUUAAAACAUGUAAUAUUAUGUCAAAUUAAA